Molecule: messenger RNA, 801 nt
Organism: Cordyceps militaris CM01
Lineage: Eukaryota; Fungi; Ascomycota; Sordariomycetes; Hypocreales; Cordycipitaceae
Product: Chorismate mutase, AroQ class, eukaryotic type
Exons: 3
Coding region: 1-801 (266 amino acids)
Biological process (GO): chorismate metabolic process; aromatic amino acid biosynthetic process
Cellular component (GO): cytoplasm
Molecular function (GO): chorismate mutase activity
Source: RefSeq, a predicted model, not a curated record
AUGGAUUCUUUUGUCGAUCUCAAUGACGGGUCCCAGGCAUUGGACCUGUCGCGUAUCCGAUACCAGCUCAUUCGACUGGAAGAUACCAUCAUUUUCGCUCUCAUUGAGCGUGUGCAGUUCGCCGUAAACAAGACAAUAUACGUGCCCGGCGCCCUCGACAUCCCCAACAGCAAGCUCAGCUUCUUUGACUGGUACAUGAGCGAGCAGGAAAAGCUCCAGUCCCUCAUCCGUCGCUACGAGUCUCCUGACGAGUACCCCUUCUUCCCCCAGGCCGUGCAGCAGCCCAUCCUCAAGCCCCUCAGCUACCCCAAGAUCCUCCACGCCAAUGACGUCAACGUCAACGACAAGAUCAAGGCAUUUUACACGGACAAGUUCCUCCCCGCCGUCUGCCCCGACUUUGGCCACGGCGACCGUGGCGAGACGCAGGAGAACUACGGCUCGGCCGCCACCUGCGACAUUGCCUGCCUCCAGGCGCUGUCGCGGCGCAUCCACUUUGGCAAGUUCGUCGCCGAGAGCAAGUUCCGCUCCGAGACGGAAAAGUUCACCGCCCUCAUCAAGGCCGGCGACCGCAAGGGCAUUGACGAAGCCAUCACCAACCGCGCCGUCGAGCUGCAAAUCUUCGAGCGCCUGCGACUCAAGGCGCGCACGUACGGCAAGGAUCCCGGUCUCAAGGAAGGUUCCGAGUCGCAUAUCAAGAUUGAUGUCGACGCUGUCGCCGCCAUGUACGAAAAGCAUGUCAUUCCGUUGACGAAGGAGGUUGAAGUAGAAUACUUGAUGCAGCGCCUGGAGCCUGCUCCAUAG